CGCGCGCUCCCGGAAAGGAGAGGUCUCAAAGCAAGAACGGGCGGGCCCAGUUUUUCGGAAGGGAGUAUCAGGGGUGUUUGUGAGCGUCUAGGGCCCGACGGUGCCGAAGAAAGGAAGAGGGCACCAUGGCUGCCCUACUACUGCUGCCCCUGCUACUGCUGCUGCCUCUGCUGCUACUGAAGCUACACCUCUGGACGCAGUUGCGCUGGCUCGCGGCCGACUUGGCCUUCACGGUGCGCGCCCUACGCUGCAAAAGAAGUCUUCAAGCUCGUGCGCUGGCUGCGGCUGCCGCGGACCCAGAAAGUCCCGAGGCGGGCUGCAGCCUGGCCUGGCGCCUCGCGCAACUGGCUCAGCAACGCCCCACGCACACCUUUCUCAUUCACGGCGCAAGGCGCUUUAGUUACGCGGAGGCAGAGCGUGAAAGUAACCGGAUUGCGCGCGCCUUCUUGCGCGCGCGGGCCUGGGACCAGGGACCCGGCGGCGGCAGCAGGGCGGCGGGGCGCUUGUGUGCAGGAGACCCGGCUGCCGGAAGCAGCGCGGCACUUGCUGAAUGUGCAGACGAUGGGUUGGGCAGAGGUGAAGGACCCGUGGUCCCUCUGGCACCUGGGGCGACCGUGGCGCUGCUCCUACCAGCCAGCCCAGAAUUCCUGUGGCUCUGGUUCGGGCUGGCCAAGGCUGGCCUGUGCACGGCCUUUGUGCCCACCGCCCUGCGUCGGGGCCCCCUGCUGCAUUGCCUCCGCAGUUGCAGCGCGCGCGCGCUGGUGCUGGCGCCAGAGUUCCUGGAGUCCCUGAGGCCUGACCUGCCGGCCCUGAGAGCUAUGGGGCUCCACCUGUGGACUACAGGUCCUGAAACCCAUGUUUCGGGAAUCAGAGAUUUUCUGACUGAGGCAGCAGCCGAAGUAGAUGAGCCAGUGCCAGGGUACCUCUCUGCCCCACAGAACAUAACGGACACAUGCUUGUACAUCUUCACCUCUGGUACCACAGGCCUCCCCAAGGCUGCUCGGAUCAGUCACCUGAAGAUCUUACAAUGCCAGGGAUUCUACCAGUUGUGCGGUGUCCACCAGGAGGAUGUGAUCUACCUCGCUCUCCCACUCUACCACAUGUCUGGCUCCCUGUUGGGCAUUGUGGGCUGCAUGGGCAUUGGGGCCACAGUGGUGCUGAAGUCCAAGUUCUCAGCUGGCCAGUUUUGGGAGGACUGCCAGGAGCACAGGGUGACGGUGUUCCAGUACAUCGGGGAGUUGUGCCGAUACCUUGUCAACCAGCCCCCGAGCAAAGCAGAACAUGGCCAUAAGGUCCGGCUGGCAGUGGGCAGUGGGCUGCGCCCAGACACCUGGGCACGUUUUGUGCAGCGCUUUGGACCUCUGCAGGUGCUGGAGACGUAUGGACUGACAGAGGGCAACGUGGCCACUUUCAACUACACAGGACAGCGUGGUGCUGUGGGACGUGCUUCCUGGCUUUACAAGCACAUCUUCCCCUUCUCUUUGAUUCGAUAUGAUGUCACCACAGGGGAGCCUAUUCGGGAUGCCCAGGGGCGCUGUGUGGCCACAACUCCAGGUGAGCCAGGGCUGCUGAUAGCCCCUGUAAACCAGCAGUCCCCAUUCUUGGGCUACGCUGGGGGGUCAGAGCUGACCCAGCGAAAACUGCUAAUGGAUGUCUUCCGGCCUGGAGAUGUUUUCUUCAACUCUGGGGACCUGUUGGUCUGCGAUGACCAAGGCUUUCUCCGCUUCCAUGAUCGUACUGGAGACACCUUCAGGUGGAAAGGGGAGAAUGUAGCCACAACUGAGGUGGCAGAAGUCUUCGAGGCCCUGGAUUUUCUUCAGGAGGUGAAUGUCUACGGAGUCACUGUGCCAGGGCAGGAAGGCAGGGCUGGAAUGGCAGCCCUGGUUCUGCGUCCCCCGCAUGCUUUAGACCUCGUGCAGCUCUACACCCAUGUUUCUGAGAACUUGCCCCCUUAUGCCUGGCCUCGGUUCCUAAGGCUUCAGGAAUCUUUGGCUACUACUGAGACCUUCAAACAGCAGAAGGUUCGAAUGGCAAAUGAGGGCUUUAAUCCGAGCGUACUCUCUGACCCACUCUACAUUCUGGACCAGGUUGUAGGUGCCUAUCUGCCCCUCACCCCAGCACGGUACAAUGCCCUCCUCACUGGGGACCUUCGAAUCUGAGACCUUCCGUGCCCGAGGCACCUGAGGGACUCUCAGGGGUGCUAGCCAUUAUGAGUGUACCAGGGGCUGUCAGGGAUCUUUUUUAUAUUGGCUUAUUGUCAUUUUGUAAUAAAUGGGACCAGAGCCAAUGUGACUUUUUCUUUCUGA
Messenger RNA from Sciurus carolinensis (gray squirrel), 2306 nucleotides. It is a transcript of the gene Slc27a3, whose product is annotated as solute carrier family 27 member 3. The transcript is spliced from 10 exons. Gene Ontology annotation, cellular component: endoplasmic reticulum; mitochondrion. The record is from RefSeq and is a predicted model, not a curated record. The coding region runs from base 126 to 2159 and encodes 677 amino acids. Gene Ontology annotation, molecular function: long-chain fatty acid-CoA ligase activity; long-chain fatty acid transmembrane transporter activity. Lineage: Eukaryota; Metazoa; Chordata; Mammalia; Rodentia; Sciuridae.